AUGGCCAAAAUACUUGACGCGACUUCCAAGGCAAAGAUUAAACUUUCUCCCGACGAGAUUGUAAACUCACACCGCGUUGGACACCCAAAGAGACAAAGAGCUGGACCCCGUCAAAUCAUCGCGAGACUCAACUCGGUCGAUACCAAAUUCCGCAUCUUACGCAGUUCCAAGUUAUUCCAGAACAACGUUCAAACCAAGGGAAUUUCGGUAAGCGAAGACCUCACAAAGUAUAGAGACAAACUACUGUAUCUGUGCAGGCAGUUGUGUCGCAACGGUGAGCUGAAGAAGGCAUGGUCAUCAAACGGGAAGAUCUCCGUCAGGGACAACUCUGAUAGAGUACACCACAUACGCGCGGAAUCGGACCUUGCCCCAUUCGGCCACGUACCGCCCACCGCUGAGUCGUAG
Magallana angulata is the source of this 405-nucleotide messenger RNA. RefSeq lists its product as uncharacterized. NCBI's taxonomy places the organism in Eukaryota, Metazoa, Mollusca, Bivalvia, Ostreida, Ostreidae. Bases 1 to 405 code for a protein of 134 amino acids. The record is from RefSeq and is a predicted model, not a curated record. The transcript has a single exon.